AUGGUAGAAGACGAACCACCAGCUCCUGCGGCACGCUUAUAUACGGGUUAUUUGAUUUAUAACGCACUUAUUCCAACUCCAACUUUGGACCCCAACCACUCCAUUUCGCAACAUUCUCGCACCUCGUCGUGUCCUAAUUACCCUACCGACAGGUGGCACAGCGAAUUAAAAAAAAGAUAUAGUCAGAAAUUCGUCUUCGUUCUGUUUUGUUCCUCGUUCCAAAUGUCGCUCCAGUCAGAGUCUCCGUCCUACGAACAGGUGCCACUGGACGUGCCAGGACCUGGGUUCAGUAACCGCCACACGUCGAUCUCGUCGAUGUCGUCGGCCUCGGGUUAUACCUCGUCCACGUAUGGGGGGAAUGUUUCCAUCCAAGCCAUGAAUGCCAACACCACUGGAAAUUCUGUUCUUUCGGGCCGCGUUUCGCAAAGCAGACACUUUGCGCAACACAACACGUUCAAUCCGAACCUCUUGCCCCAACAGACAAACACCAUGAUGAAUGUCACGCCGUGGAUAGAACAACAAGCCCAGGUGGCUCCAAAUAUCAACAUUUCGAGUCUCAACAUGACGUCGCUGUCCAACGAGCAGCCUCAUGCCACAAACCUGAGUGCCUUGACCACCAAGAACGGUAGCAGUCCCACCGCCAACGAGAAACUCGACGACAACCAGCAAUCGACCGCUCCUGCCUCUCCUCAUCAGUCUCAUCAAACCUCGGAAACUGAGAAAGAUGAAGACGACGUGAUUCCAACGGCUAUUGUGAUCAAGAACAUUCCUUUUGCUAUCAAAAAAGAACAGUUGCUCGACGUGAUGUCCAAGUUGAGCUUACCGUUACCUUAUGCCUUUAAUUACCACUUUGACAACGGUGUCUUCCGCGGAUUGGCGUUUGCAAACUUCAACUCGACUGACGAGACCUCCACCGUCGUGAACGUUCUGAACGGCAGGGAGAUUGGCGGCAGAAAGUUGAGAGUCGAAUACAAGAAAAUGUUGCCGAUGGUGGAGAGAGAGCGCAUCGAGCGAGAAAAAAGAGAAAAGCGCGGCCAGCUGGAAGAACAACACCGUUCUGCAAGUGCCACAUCUCUUGCAUCUCUGUACAGCAUCAGCUCGAUUCCGAACUCCACCACCACUCCGGUGCAAGCCAACAUUUCUCUUUUGAACAAUACUACAAACUCACACAAACUCAUGCCCGACAGACUUUACGUGACCCUGAGUACCCAGCCACUGGCCCUUCCAGGCAACGUGGACUUUAAUGACCCAGAAACUUUAGAAAUUUAUUCCAAGCUUAUCGUUUUCAAGGACGAGAUCAAAAACCCAAACCUGACCACCCCGACCUCCGAGCUGGCUUUCCCGUUGACUUCUAUGAACGGUAACCAACGCAAGACGUUAUCGAGUCUGUGUCAGUUCUUGAACUUGGCCGAGUAUUUCGAAACCGGGUUCAUCACGGUGAAAAGACAGGAGGUUGGAGCCCAAGGAACCGGAGGAACGUCCAUCGCAGGCAUGGCAGGUACCCCUGUUUCAGGGAACAACCAGUCUGCGGUCUCGUCGACCCAGCCUGCGUUCCCUCCAUCGUUGAUCCGGUCUCACUCGCACAAUUUGGUGAGCUCGUCUUCCCCGCUGUCGGUGAACGCUGGCAGAUACAGACAACAGUCGCCUCGUAUCAUGACCCAGUCGACCCAGUCAAACAGCUUUGGACAGCCUCAGCCACUUCAGAGCGCAAACUCAUCUCCAAACAUUUUCCAGCUACAGCAGCAGUCUUCAUCGAAUAUACACCACUCAUCUUCUGCCGCCUCUCUGAACUUGCUCCGCGCGAACGGUCAGACUCCACUUGGCCAACAGCUCAGUGGUGGCACUUCCGGCGCCCGUGCGAGCGGGCUCCCCUCUCUUGGAGGAAACGCUGCCUUCUUUGGCCAAUCUCAGUUCCAGACUUCCAGACCUACUGGUAAGAACGAGUCUCUCGAGAAGGACCACCGGGCCAAGUCCCAAUGGACGUUCAGAAACGUCGAGGCGGUGCUGGGUCCCUUGGUUAUCACCGCCAUUGGAACGUACCUUCGACUCGAAGGCUUAGAAAAGAAUCCCAACGUUGUCUGGGACGAGGCCCAUUUCGGCAAGUUUGGCGCCCAAUACCUGAAACAUGAGUUCUAUCAUGACGUUCACCCUCCACUAGGAAAGAUGUUGUGUGGAUUGAGCGAGUAUCUGGCUGGUUAUAACGGAUCUGCCGAGAACUUCAAUUUCGAUAGCGGAAGCAAAUACCCUGCACAAUUCGACUAUGCCCACGUUAGAUGGUACAUUUCGUGGUUCGGUAGUCUUGUUGUACCUGUUUGUUAUUUCACGUGCAAAGAAAUGGGGUAUUCGCUUUGGACAACCUACUUGAUCUCGUUGAUGUGCUGUUUGGAGUUAUCGUACAUUUCGCUUAGCAAGUUCAUUUUGCUGGACUCGUCGCUGAUAUUCUUCACGGCGACGACGAUGCUGUGUCUUGCGAAGCUGCACACGCUCAGAAAUAGAGAAUUUAGCGUCAAAUGGAUCAGCUGGUUAUGUCUGACGGGUGUUUCGAUUGGAUGUGUCUGUUCUGUUAAAUGGGUUGGAUUAUUCGCCACUGCCCUGGUCGGGUUAUACACGGUAUUGGAGUUAUGGAUCAAGUUCUGGGACCCAAAGCUCAAUUGGCACAGGUAUGCGAAAAGCUGGGUUUACCGGGUCGUGGGAUUGAUCGCGUUGCCAGCCUUGAUCUACAUGAUUUUCUUCAAGAUCCAUUUCGGUCUCCUGUACAAACCAGGAACCGGCGCCGGUUCGUUAUCGUCGUUAUACCAGGCCAACAUGGUGGACACUGAUGUUGGCAACUAUCCAAGAAACAUCGCGAUUGGGUCGAAAGUGACCAUCCGGUCGCAGGGGAAAUCGCCCAACCUGCUCCACUCGCACCCCUCGUUGUACCCUGCGGGCUCUGAACAGCACCAGGUGACCACUUACGGGUUCAAGGAUCUGAACAAUAACUUUGUGGUGAAAAAAGCAAGAACCCAAGACAGCUACGGCAAGUAUAUUCAGGACGGCGAUCUUAUCAGACUGCAACACGAGCUCACCAAAAGCAACCUCCACUCGCAUGCCAUCCAUGCCCACGUUUCCGAGUCGUACUGGGAAGUGAGUGGCUACGGAGACGAGGAGAUCGGCGACUCUAAAGAUGACUGGGUCAUGGAGAUCGUCAGCCAGCUACACUCUGGCGACUCUAAAUACGCAGCCACAGAAAAGGGCCCCGAGUUCUACAACACGGUCCAUCCCGUCACCACAACCUUCAAGCUCCGGCAUAGCGUGCUGGGCUGCUACCUUGCAACCACCGGCGAGUCGUACCCGACAUGGGGCUUCAAGCAGGGAGAGGUGGUGUGCAGACCAGACACGCUGCUACCAUUUGACAAAUCAACGUUGUGGAACGUUGAAAUGCACGAAAACGAUAACCUCCACACAGACCUGGACUACGUGUACCCCAAGCCGCGGUUUCUGGAGGACUUCUUCAUGGUGCAGCACGGAAUGCUGGCGUCCAAUAACGCGCUCGUGCCGGACCCGCAUAAGUUCGACGAAAUCGCGUCCAAAUGGUGGCAAUGGCCGCUGCUCCUGACCGGUUUGCGCAUGUGCUCCUGGGGGCCACACGUGACCAAGUACUAUCUGUUGAGCCAUCCGUUCACCACCUGGUUCUCUACACUGUGUCUGGGUGUGUUUGUUCUGCUUAUUUUGCGGUUAAUGGUGCUGUGGCAGCGGCAGCAACUGGUUGUCACUGCUGACCAGAGCUGGAAACUGGCCAUCACAGGACUCGUGCCGUUUGCCGGCUGGGUGCUCCAUUUCUUCCCGUUCGUGGUUAUGGGACGAGUCACCUACGUUCAUCACUACAUGCCGGCAUUAUACUUUGCCAUGUACGUUGCCGGCUUUGUGGUUGAGUACCUUACUCCACGCGGGAAAUGGCAGUACGCGGUGUACGGUGCUCUUUAUGGCGGGUUGCUCUCGCGUGAAGGACCACUGGCCUAUGUCUGGCUGGCGGCUAACCUCGAGAAGAAACUGACAAAGCACCAGUUGUUGCACACAGACAUUGCCGAAAGCACACGGGCCAUUGUUUCCUCCUCGAAUGCCACCGCUUCAACAGAACCGCUUGCUUUGCGGUUGACGGGCCAGUUGCUGUACGGAGUGGUCCGGAUCUACUCGCGGAAGGCGAAGUACCUUCUUGACGACGUUACGGACGCGAUUUUGAAGCUCAAGUCGUCGUUCAAGGCGUCGCAGUCGGUGAUCUUGCCGGCAGAGUCGACGGUUAUACCGUCCAUUCGCGCAGUCACAUUGCAGGACACCGUCACCGAGACCGACCUGCUUUACCAAGAGCCAUUGAACUUUGACGAUAUCUUCAGCACGCAGAAAGCCUCGCAGCUGACACAGCUGCCCGAGGAGUCCACCACUUUUGACCGCUCGGUCGAGGUUCCACGUCGGGCAGAGGUGGACGAGCUGGACGGAGUUCAGGACGACCUCGACUUGAACCUGGACUUCGACCUGGGCGACGCAAUGGACGUCGACAAAGACGCCUCGAUCGAGCUUGGAAGGGCCGCCGACGACGACGCAAACAUGUCGCGGAUCAUGGACGAUGUUCCGGACUUUGAGUUGCCCGAGUUCGAGGAGCCGGUGCUGGAGAUCGACGCAGAAAACGAGCCGGCCACGCCAGAGAACGGCCAGCAGCUCGGACCAGAGGUGCAGGUCGAGGUGAUCGGCGACAAGCGCAAGAGACGCGAGCUUGUGUUUGAAAACACGGACGUUGUGCGCACGUCGCGCAAACGGGUGGUUUUCGACGACCAGAUCGAGAUCCCGGGAGAUAUUAUCCGGGAGCAGCAGGCAAACUAUCCACCGGCACCAGAAGGGUCUACGGAGCAGCAGUUGACCAUCGAGACACUCAUCAAGCAGGCCAAACCAGCCAGCUCGCCGUUCGCAGACUUCGAACAGCAUCUGUUCAAGAAAAGAAAGACUGAACAGUCGCCAGACGACCAGCAAGCACAGCCAGACCAGCCAGACGACAACAACAACGAGCUGAGUCUCCAGCUGCCGUCAUUCGACGCCGACGUCCAGAAUUACGCCCAGUUCGACGACCAGGAUCAGCAGGAGUUCCAGGAACCCGUGAAGGACCUGCUUCCGGAGUUGGACGAGGAACUGGAGUCUUUCCAGACGAACAACCUGACCGAGUCGCAGACGGUGUCGAAGUCCACGGUGAAGGUUGCAGACGGAGUGCGUUCGCUGCUGGAAUCGUCAGAAUCCACCACUUUCUCGGACCUCAUGGCCCAGGACAUGGACUCGGACGAGCCGCUCUCGAGAAACCCAAAGAGAGAGGCCACUAGAACCUUUUUUGAGCUGCUCGUGCUGGCUACAAGCGACUCGAUCGAGUUGAACCAAGAUAGACUUUUUGGAGAAAUCGCGGACGCAGCUGUGAGUUUGGAGUUGAAGUCGAUGCAGACCACGGGCAACGGGGCUCCUGUCUCAAACAGCAGCUGGAUGUUUGACGCGUCGUUCAACGAGCCCAGCUCAAACUUGUACACUUUUCCAGACGAGAGUCCAACCAGCAGAUGGUUCUGUUUGAUGGCGCUUGCUGUGAUGAGAAACUUGCCCGGCAGGGCAAGCAUCGACUGCGAAACAAGGUUCACGAGCGAUUUGGAGUGCACGAGCACCACGCCGUCCGCAGAAACGCUCACGAUCGAGUUGGACGUCUCCAAAAUCGAGACAAUUGGGUAUUUUGCCGAGGUCGUCGUCGACGUGACGGGAUACUUGGUUGCUGAGUCAAACGUGUACAGAUAG
Ogataea philodendri is the source of this 5796-nucleotide messenger RNA. RefSeq lists its product as uncharacterized. Lineage: Eukaryota; Fungi; Ascomycota; Pichiomycetes; Pichiales; Pichiaceae. Bases 1 to 5796 code for a protein of 1931 amino acids. Gene Ontology annotation, molecular function: RNA binding; protein binding; dolichyl-phosphate-mannose-protein mannosyltransferase activity. Gene Ontology annotation, biological process: protein O-linked glycosylation via mannose. The transcript is spliced from 5 exons. Gene Ontology annotation, cellular component: membrane; endoplasmic reticulum. The record is from RefSeq and is a predicted model, not a curated record.